GAUAAUCGUGCUUUAUUCCCAAUAGCGACUCAACCGAACAGAAGGAAUCGAUGGAAGAUCCGUUCACGCCUACCGGAAUGAUAGAGUGCGAUAUUCCGAAGUCUGGAGAAGUGAUGACCGAAUGUUGCCCGGCGUCGCCAACAACUGUUCCUGCCAAAUCAAACCGUUCGAAUUCGUCUGGCUCUCAGAUCCGGUCACCAAAACCUCGCCGCCAGCGAACCACAUCGGUUAAUCAGAAUACAAUCAACUCGAAUGAAGCGAUAAUAAGGUCCAAUAAUCGGACAAUUUAUACAGCAGGCAGACCCCCGUGGUACAAUUGUGCCGGUCAACAAGUUGAACCUUUCGUAAUAGGAAUAUGUGGUGGAAGCGCCUCAGGAAAAACUACCGUUGCACAAAAGAUAAUCGAGAGCUUGGAUGUUCCAUGGGUUACACUGUUAUCGAUGGAUUGCUUCUACAAAAUCCUCAAUCAGAAACAGCACGAGCAGGCCAUACGCAAUGAGUAUAACUUUGAUCAUCCGGAUGCGUUCGAUAUUGAGCUGAUGAAAGAUGUUCUGCAGCGCCUCAAAGAAGGCCGCAAGGUUGAAGUUCCAGUUUAUAAUUUUGUGACUCACUCAAGAGAGAUACACACGCAUGAAAUCAAUCGCAACGAAACGACGAAAUGA
Armigeres subalbatus is the source of this 662-nucleotide messenger RNA. Its product is annotated as uridine-cytidine kinase-like 1. The transcript is spliced from 3 exons. The coding region runs from base 51 to 662 and encodes 203 amino acids. Gene Ontology annotation, molecular function: kinase activity; ATP binding. Gene Ontology annotation, cellular component: cytoplasm. NCBI's taxonomy places the organism in Eukaryota, Metazoa, Arthropoda, Insecta, Diptera, Culicidae. The record is from RefSeq and is a predicted model, not a curated record.